Messenger RNA from Diabrotica balteata, 536 nucleotides. The record is from the annotation of a GenBank genome assembly. Lineage: Eukaryota; Metazoa; Arthropoda; Insecta; Coleoptera; Chrysomelidae.
GUGAAAGACCACACAUAUGCGACGUCUGCGGCAAAAGCUUCCUCACCUUCUACAAUCUGAACAAGCACAAAAAGAUGACCCACCAAAAACUUCGUCCCUUCGAAUGCGAACAAUGCCAAAGGAAGUUCUCUUCGAAGUUUGCGCUACGCACGCACGAGCGACAGCACACGCAAGACAUGCCGUUUACGUGUAACAUUUGCGGUCAAAGUUUUCGCCAAAAGGUGUCGCUGAAAGGCCACCGCAAGACCGUGCACAACAUCGAGGAGCCUUUGACGUGUGCCUGUGAAGUUUGCGGCAAGUGGUUUAGUAAAGGAAACAUCCUAAAUGAUACGGCCUCAAUCCUAAACAGAUGGGUUGAAUUUUUCGAUGCAAAAUUUAAUGGCCAUCAUAUCGAAGAAGCAGAUAACACCCUAGCAAAUCGAAAUGAUUGGAAUCCUUUCAACCCAAACGAAAGACCACCUACCAUCGAAAAGGUUGCCCAAGCCAUUAAAAAGCUUAAAAUAAUAAAUCACCAGGAGUUGAUCAAUUUGCAGUGA